GCUUGGGGAGACAGAGGCGGGCUGGGAGGGGCUGCACCCGGUGGGGAGGCACAGCUGGACGUGGGGGAGCAUCUGGGGUGAUGAAGCCCAUCUGAAGACCAGGGGCCAUGUCUAGGACCAGGAUGCACAUCUGGGGAGUAGGAUAGCUGCGAAUGGGAGGAGGGAACCACAGCUGGACUUGGGGGAGCGUCUGGGCAGGAGGGACCACAGACAAAUAUCGGUGACACUUGUGAGAAUUGGCCACAAGUGAAUGGGGCACACACCUGUGGGCGCAAAGUACGUACUGGAUGUGGAGAGGACAUCUGGAUAUGGGAGCAUCUCGGAGGCAGGGGCUACAGCUGGAUGUGGCGACCCAUGGGGUCACCUCUGGGAGAGGGGCAGCGGCUGCAUAUCGGAGAUACAUCCCGGGAGGAGGGAGCCACAGGCGCCCCAGGAUGGAGUCCCCACCCAGCACGGCAGGCCAGGAGGAGCAGGAGCUGCGGGAGCGGGCCUUCUUCUCGUGGGCCGAGUUCAGCCGCUUCUUCGACGCGUGGUGCCAGCAGCGGCUGGCACUCUUCUUCGUCAAGAGCUCCAUGCACCUGGCGCGCUGCCGCUGGGCCAGCGCGCCUCCGCUCUACACGCUCAUCGACGUGCUCAAGUACAGCUACGUGCGGCUCGUGUGCAAGGACGUGCGCGCGCCCAGCCGGCCCACCGUAGGGCCCCCCCAGCCCGGCUGCCCGGCCUUCAUCAUCGUCAAGCUGAGCCCGCUGCGGGACCGCCUCGUGGUGACAGAGUGCCAGCUGACCCACUCGCACCCGGCCUGCCCGCUCGAGUUCGCCUACUACUUCCGCCCGGGCCACCUGCUGGCCAACGCCUGCCUGCCCGUGCGCACCACCAACAAGAUCUCCAAGCAGUUUGUGGCCCCCGCCGACGUGCACCGCCUGCUCUCCUACUGCAAGGGCCGCGACCACGGCGUCCUGGACGCCCUGCACGUGCUCGAGGGGCUCUUCCGCACCGACCCCGAGGCCAAGGUGGGGUCUCGGGAGAGGCAGCCGGGGGCGGGGGACAGCCACGCCGGAGCCUCGCGGGUCAUUCAUUCAUCCAUCCGCCCACUCCUCCAUUCGCUCCUUUCAUCCGUUCCUCCGCGCGGGUCAUUAGCCAGGUGAAGCUGGUGUUCGUGGAGGACCAGGCGGUGGUGGAGACCGUGUUCUUCCUGACGUCGCGCACCCGGGCGCUGCUGCGGCGCUUCCCGCGCAUCCUCCUGGUGGACCGGCUGCCCGGGCUGCAGGGCGCGCUGGACCUGCUGGCGGUGCUGUGCGUGGACGGCGCGGGGCGCGCGCGCCAGGCCGCCUGCUGCGUGGCGCGCCCGGGCACGCCGAGCCUGCUGCGCUUUGCGCUGGCCUCGCUGCUGCAGAGCGCGCCCGACGUCAAGGGCCGCGUGCGCUGCCUGACCGCCGGGCCCGAGGUGGCGGCGCAGCUGCCGGCCGUGCGCCAGCUGCUGCCGGGCGCGCGCGUGCAGAUCUGCCGCGCGCAGGGCCUGGAGACGCUCUUCAGCAAGGCCCAGGAGCUGGGCGGCGCCGGCCGCGAGGACCCGGGCCUGUGGCCGCGCCUGUGCCGCCUGGCCGGCGCCUCGUCGCCCGCCGCCUACGCCGAGGCGCUGGCCGAGCUGCGCGCCCACGGCCCGGCCGCCUUCGUCGACUACUUCGAGCGCAACUGGGCCCCGCGCCGCGACAUGUGGGUGCGCUUCCGAGCCUUCGAGGCGGCCCGGGACCUGGACGCGUGCGCCCUGGUGCGCGGCCACCGCCGGCGCCUGCUGCGCCGCCUGAGCCCCUCGCGCAGCGUGGCGCAGUGCCUCCGCGACCUGGUGGCCAUGCAGUGGGCCGAUGCGGCCGGGGAGGCGGCGCCCGAGGGCCCCGACGGCGGGGGGCCUUGGCCAGAGGGCGAGCCGGGGAGGGGAGCCCACGUGGAGAAGGAAAGGAUGAAGGGCCUGGAGAGCGGGGACUGGGCAGGGACCCCGAGAGAAGGAAGUAUUUGGCGAGGCGCCCAGUUGGAGAAGGAGUGGGCCCGAGGAGUGGAGGCCAGAGACCGGGGAGGGGCUCAGUUAGAAAGUGACUCGGGGAGAGGGUUGCAGGUCCAAGACUGGAGAGGGCCCCAGUCGGAGAACGAGCACUGGAGAGGGCCAGAGAUCAGAGACUGGAGGGGGACCCCGUUGGAGGCCGAGAAAGAUUGGGGACCAGAAGGUUACGUAGGGAGAGGGGCCUGGUUGGAGGACGGUGGGCCGAGAGCAUUGGAAGGGUAUACCUGGAGGAUGGCCCAGCUGGAGGGUGACAGCAUUAGGGUGCUGGAGACCACAGAGCGGAGGGGGGCCCCGUUUGAUCCUGAGAGGGCCAAGAGUCUUGAAGGGAGCACCUGGCGGGGGGGCCAGCUGCACGAUGAGAGGGCACACGGACUGAAAACCAGAGACUGGAAGGGGCCUCAGCUGGAAGCUGAGAAGGGAAGGGGGCUGGAGGUCAGGACCUGGAGGGGGCACCAUGUGGAGAAGCCCAGGGAGUUGGUCCCUGAGAAUGGAGACCAAAGGGGGCCCCAGUGGGGAGAUGAGAGGCAGAGAGGGCCAGAGGUUGGAGAAGAGAGGGAAGUGAGGUUGGGGGUCAAAAGAAGAAGGGAUCUGGAAGAUGUAGUUCUGGUCCAUCUGGGGGACACGAGGGUGACAGGCCUGGAGAACGGAGAGGGAGCCCGGUCUGUGGGCCCCAAGGGCCGAGGAGAACAAGGGAUGGGGUGUGGGGGUGCAGGAGGGAGGUGUCUAGGGCUGGGGAACGGAGUCCCGUGUGGGCCCGCCGUGGGAACUGUGUGUGAAGGCGAUCCAGAAUGGGCAGGGACGCGGAGAGUGUGCCUGGCCGCUGGGGAGAGCCCGCAGGAAGGGGGUCAAGAAGAAGGUCCACGGGAACCAAAGAGGCCUUGCUGCCCCUCCGCAGAGGAGGAGGUGGACUGGGAGCCCCUGGCCAAGUUCCGAGCGGCCUGCGGGCCAGAGCUGGCGGAACUGGUGGCCGAAGAGCUGGCCUUCGCCAGGCAGCACGGGACCCGGGGUUUCCACUGGACUGGAGCUGGGUUUGCCCUUAAGGACGGAACCUCGGACUUCUUCCUGGACAGGGCCCUGACCCGCUGCAGCUGCUCUAUCCACGCCGCCCGUCGUCUGCCCUGCCGCCACCUCUUUGCGGCGCGCCUCCUCACGGGGGCAGCCUUAUUCCACAUGGACCUGCUCAGGGACUGCUGGGGGAGAGCCCCAGAGCCCUGACCCAUCGGGCCCCCGCCUGCCACCCUCCGCUGUGAGGGCAGGAGGGCGCUCUUCGAUCCCAAAGAUAACAGGGCUGAGGCCAAGGAGGCCACCUCAGUCCCUCUGGCCACUUCCUGUGUCAUCCAGGGACCUCACCUUGGGCCUCUCUGGGCCCUAGGGGAAGCUGACAGUGGUCUCUGAGGUCCUGGAGGCACAGUGUGGAAGAGGGUGGCGGCUAGGACGGCUCCUGAGGGCCUCCCUCAGGAGAGGAGAUGUGUGAUGAGACAGGGGAUAGAAGGGGGGGGCAGACGGGGGGCAGAAG
Molecule: messenger RNA, 3572 nt
Organism: Acinonyx jubatus (cheetah)
Lineage: Eukaryota; Metazoa; Chordata; Mammalia; Carnivora; Felidae
Gene: ZSWIM9
Product: zinc finger SWIM-type containing 9
Exons: 4
Coding region: 251-3271 (1006 amino acids)
Molecular function (GO): zinc ion binding
Source: RefSeq, a predicted model, not a curated record